AUGGUUCGCGUCUUGACUUUGCUGACACAUGGCGCUCUUGCUUCGUCCUUGCUAGCCCAAGAGUUGUUACAAUACCAGAACAACACUUUCAAUUCUAGCUACGCCUUUAGCGAAAUACAGAUUGAUGCUGCGAAUAUUUCAGAUUCCGUUGCAAACAAUGUGCAAGUUGCCCUGAACGUCGAGCGGACCAAUUGGGCGACAGGCUCAGUUGCUGAAGAUCAAUUCUACAAUCCGCCGCCAGUAAAUGCUUCCACGCCACCAGGGUCCCUUCUAAAGGUGCAAGAGUACACGAACACGUCUACCUACACGCUCGCUCCUAACCUGGCCCUAUCUCGCAUUCUUUUCACUUCUGUGGACUUCAAUGGAUCCAUUGUUCCCGCCUCAGCAUAUGUUCUGUGGCCAUGGCAGGCAAGAAAAUUUCCAGAUUCAUGUCUGAACGUCAGUGGAGUGCCGGCAGUUGCAUGGGCGCACGGAACGAGUGGGGUCUUCGGGGAAUGCGCCCCAAGUCAUAUUCGGAACCUAUGGUACCAAUUCUCCGCACCGUUCACUCUUGCUCUGCAAGGAUACGCAGUCGUUGCUCCAGACUAUGCUGGGCUCGGAGUCAACCACACUGCAGAAGGCGAUGCAAUUGUGCAUCAGUACCUCGCACAUCCAGCCGCAGCUAACGAUCUGUUCUACGCCAUGCAAGCAGCACAAAUGGCCUUCCCUGAGCUAUCGAAACAGUUCAUUACCAUGGGACAUUCGCAAGGCGGUGGCGCAGCAUGGGCCACUGCGCAUCGCCAGUCAGUCACACCUGUUGAAGGAUAUCUGGGCACUGUAGCCGGAAGCCCGGACCCCAACAACUACGAAAACAUCAAGGCAACAAGUGGAUUCGGUGUGGCUCCUCGUAUUGCGCGCGGAUUGAGCAGUAUCUUUCCUUCUUUCAACUACUCCGAAUGGUUUGAACCCGAGGGUGUGAAAAGGUUGCCUCUACUGGAAGAAUUGUCAGGUUGCAAUUCAGUCAAUGGCGAGCUCUUCCCACAAGCUGAAGGGCUCAUAAAACCAGCUUGGGAAGAGAACUGGUAUCUCCGCGCGUACAGCAAUAUCAGCGAUCCAAGCCGCAAGCCAAUCUCUGGUCCGAUGCUAGUGGUUCAGGGAACCGGCGAUCAGGCUGUUCCUGCCGCGGCUGUUUCGAAAGCUGUCAAUGAGACAUGCGCCAUGUAUCCGAAGAACCAAAUAAGAUAUGCUUCAUUCGAAGGCGCAUCGCAUGUUCCGGUGCUGAAUGCAGCGCAGCAAAUCUGGCUCCAGUGGAUUGAGGAUCGUUUUAUGGGGAAAGACGUCGAUGAAGGCUGUACACAAGAGUACCAUCGGCCCUUGAGGAGGAGAGUUGCAAGCUAUCAGAAAGAAUUGGAGUAUUACUUACAGCUUGCGGUCCAGUCUUAUGAGGUUGCAUAA
Molecule: messenger RNA, 1434 nt
Organism: Didymosphaeria variabile
Lineage: Eukaryota; Fungi; Ascomycota; Dothideomycetes; Pleosporales; Didymosphaeriaceae
Exons: 1
Coding region: 1-1434 (477 amino acids)
Biological process (GO): lipid catabolic process
Molecular function (GO): triacylglycerol lipase activity
Source: RefSeq, a predicted model, not a curated record